This is a messenger RNA of Larimichthys crocea (large yellow croaker), 3044 nucleotides long. RefSeq names its product arginyl aminopeptidase like 1 (gene rnpepl1). NCBI's taxonomy places the organism in Eukaryota, Metazoa, Chordata, Actinopteri, Sciaenidae. Gene Ontology annotation, molecular function: zinc ion binding; metalloaminopeptidase activity. Gene Ontology annotation, biological process: proteolysis. The record is from RefSeq and is a predicted model, not a curated record.
AUGGCGGAGCUCCACCAGACUCCCACCUCUCUGUGCUGCUGCCGUAAGUCCCUGCCGGCGUCGGGGGCCGUGCCUGUGUGUCGGGGAUUUAGGCCGGCCCUCGGCAGCCCGGGUCCCGGUUUCGCCGUGAAGGAGAUGAGCGGCUGGCUGGUCCUGGACGAUCCCAGUCCACCAGGGGUCCACACGCUGGUUCUGGACUCCCCCCUCUCUCUGAUCCACUCCAUAGACUGUAAGGUUCCCGGGUCCGGACAGAGGAGCCAGUCUCACUCACGUACCGGGUCGACCUGUUCACGGGACUACGGCUCCUCGCUGAACAUCAGCCUGCCGACAGCCGCCGUCAAACCUGGGCGACUGAUCCAGAUCACGGUCGGUACACCACGACGACGGCCCGGCGGGGUAAGCAGACAGACCUGCGUGAGCCCAGCUGUGAUGAUGAUUGAUGAUGUGCUCCCCUGUGGUCAGUCCCGUCCUCUCGUCUUCACCGGGUCCUCCGUCUGUAACCGCUCCUUCUUUUCGUGCUUCGACACGCCGGCUGUCAGAGACAGAAACCUUAAACGUCACUCUUCUUCUCUGCAGGUUCCGGAUGGUGUCACGGUUCUGAUGUGUGCGUCUCGGAGCUCAUACUCUAAACAGGACCGGGUCUUCCAGUCCAUGGAGUUUCCUGUCCCAUCCUACCUGGUGGCGUUGGUGGCUGGAGAGUGUGUGUGGGCGGAACCUUGUCUGUUGUCCUGUUCGGUGAAGAAGCUAGGGGCAGCGUGGAGCGCUGGCUGGCGUGGCUCUGAGGAGCUGUUUGGACCGUACCUGUGGGGCAGGUGUGACAUCGUCUUCCUGCCCCCCUCUUCCCCAUCGUGCCAUGGAGAACCCUGCCUCACCUUCAUUCGCCUCAUCUUGGAGAGCAGUGAGUUCCUGCUGAUCGACGUUCAUCCACGAGAUCGCCCACGGCUGUUUGGCAACGCCGUCACCAACGCCACCUGGGGGAGAUGUGGCUGAGCGCGGGGACUGCCCACUCCGCAGCGCCGCAUCACCCACCGAGCCUACGGUGAAGCAUUCACCUGUCUUGAAACUGCCGUUCGAUUGGAUGCCCUCCACAGACAGCUGCGUCUCCUUGGAGACAACAACCCCGUGAGCAAACUGCAGGUCAAGUUUGAGCCAGGUGUGAACCCCAGCUGUCUGAUGAACCUGUUCACCUAUGAGAAGGGCUUCUGCUUCGUGGCAUACCUGUCCAAGGUGUGCGGAGACGUGAGGCGCUUCGACUGUUUCCUGAGGGAUUACAUCUCAGAGUUUAAGUUUAAGAGCGUCGUCGCUCAGGACCUCAUCGACUACUUCCUCAACUAUUUCCCCGACCUGAGGGAUGCCGCUGUGGCCCAGAGAGAAGGUCUGGAGUUUGAGCGCUGGUUGAGUGGAUGUGGACCUCCUCUGUAUGAGCCUGACCUGUCAGCAGGAGGCGCUCUGACCCGGCCCGUUCAGGAUCUGUGUGAGCUGUGGAGGAGCAGCGACGUCCCGGACCUGCAGACCGUGUCCGCCUUCGACCUGUCGGCCUGGAGCACCUUCCAGAUUGUCCUGUUCCUGGACCGCAUGCUGGACCUGGCGGCGCUACCACACGACGUGAUGGCUGGUCUGUCCUCAUCUUACGCGUCGCUCUUCGAUGGUCUGAACGCCGAGGUCCAGAUCCGCUGGCUCCAGCUCGUGGUCCGGAACAGUUUCUACCCUGAGCUGCCGCGAGUCCGCGCCUUCCUCCACAAGCACACGUCCAGGAUGUACACGGUGCCGCUGUAUGACGACCUGGUUGCUGGGGUGAUGAAGUGCGUCGCCGUGGAGAUCUUCAACCAGACGCAGCGCCGCCUCCACCCGAACCUCAGACGGACGUUACAGCAGAUCCUGUUCCAGACUAGCGCGGGCCAGGCCAAUCAGAACGGGCCGCCUCUGUCCAUCGUGCCCCCCUCCCCCUCCACCUCCCCACAGCCGCAGCCUGCCGCCAUGACAACCACCUCCACUGCCGGGACAACCGCUGCCAUCGCUCUGCGGGACGUCAACGUGUCGGCGUGAAAGACGACGGAGCAUGGUGGCAUUGGGCUGAUGAUGUAAGCUGUCACCAUGGUGACAGGCCUGCAGACGCCGACCUCUGAACUCUGUGAAGGGGCGGGACUUCUGCUCCCAUGUUCAUGUGAUGAAUCAUGUGACUGUCCUCAUGACAUCAGCUGACCCGGAGACGGCUCCUCUGAUUGGACGACAGAGAUUUUUAUUCCUCAGUGCAAUUUAAGAGAAAACUUGAAAAAGACGUUUGUUUCUCCAACGAGUCAUCAGCCAUCGAUCAUUGAUCAUCAAUCGUGAUCCUCAUGAUCAUUGAUCAUUGAUCAUUGAUCAUCGAUCAUUGAUCCUCAUGAUCAUUGAUCCUCAUGAUCAUUGAUUAGUGAUCGACACAUUUUGAGGCUCAUUUCUGCUCAAAAAGUUUUUUUUAUUUGGAUUUUUCAGUCAAACUAAUGAUUCAUAUCUGGUCUUUUAUUCUGAAAGUCAGUCUUUUAUUGUGGAAGGUGUUGCUACAGGAAACACAGCGCAGAGUCAGCUGACUGAGACUUCCUGGUCCUGUCAGAAAUGAGCCUCAUGAUGAGAAAUCCACCUGCAGCCUCUGAGGCCCCUGACGCACCUGUGUGUCACCUGAUGCACAGGUGCGUCACCUGACGCACAGGUGUGUUUGAUGCGUUCACUGUCUCACGUUAAACUAAGUGCUGCUUUAAUGUGUUGAGACGUCGCUGCCUCGAAAGUCUACCUCCUGAUUCUGAACCUGCAGACGUCACAUGACACAAACCAGCUCAUUCACCUGAGUGGCCUUCGUGCUGCGUUCACUGCAGCUGGGAGCUGAGAGCUUUCAGUUCAUCGUCAUCCCUUUUAAUGUUUUUAUUCAAUCAGCAGCAAUAAAACUUAAUUUCUGUUUUAGGAACAACAAACCAUGCAAAGCUGAAACGUCCCACAGUCCUCAGCUGCCAGUGAACGCCUCCUCAUAAAGUUUUAUUGAAUGUUUGAAAUAAAAAAAAAUAAUGAAACAA